Molecule: messenger RNA, 3059 nt
Organism: Amoebophrya sp. A25
Lineage: Eukaryota; Dinophyceae; Syndiniales; Amoebophryaceae
Source: the annotation of a GenBank genome assembly
CCCAAAAGUCAUGAAAAAAAUUGCAUCACGACAUGAUGAUGAUCGAUCAGCAGGCACAUCGUUCUGUGUUGUUGAUGUAGUAACUAAGUUGCCACUUGGACGUCCUUAAAUAAUAUUGAACAAGAUAGCUACAGCAAAUCCUAAACCUCCUAAGUACUAUCUCAGUUGUUGUAAAGCAAGAGCAACCCUGUUGUACUUGUAUGUAAGCAACCCUGAACCGAAUGAAGAAACAAAAAAUGGAUCCUGCUGGUCGUGACACCGAUGGCGCAGGUUCGACGCCUGCCCGAAAUGGUAGUGGCGAGCGCAGAGCCAGAGUAAAAAAUGUCAUAGCAGAAAGGCGGAAAGGAAACAAGGCGAAAGAGAAAUUAUGCUGGGUUCACACGGCUUCAACAUGCCGUCGUAGCUGUAGAAGUACCAGAUGGUAGUGAUGCAGUGACAUGAUCGUGGUGUUUAAAGAGCUCUAUUAUAAUGUCAUCUCGUCUGAGUGACGCCGUCUAAUCCCACUCAAAUGUUGCGUGUUGGGUGCUGGUACAUUUGGAAGCUCGACGGCGUAUGUCUGCAGUAGAAAUCCCGAGAUGGAGGUCGUGAUGUACUGCCGAAACCCAGAACAAGCGAAAGAAAUCCGCGAGAAGAAAACGAACUCACGGCACUUUCCGGUCGAAAAUUAUGUUAGGGUAUAAAACCUGGUGAUCAUGCUAAAAGCAAAGGCAAAGGGAAAGAGCAUUUGUAAUUUUUCGUCGUAUAGGCUCUUCUAGCAGUCAGCACCAGAUUGAUUGUUUUCAACAUGAAUCAGUUAAAAAAGCCUUCUGCAUCCUUUCGCGCAUAAGUACUCUCUAUCUAAGUCAAAAACCCAGAGCUAGCAGAGAAGAAAUACAUGGCAGGGAUUUCGAAGGUGACUUCGAACCUGGAGGAAGCGUUAAAGGACGCUGAUUUGAUCUGCGAAUGCAUACCCGCUCAGAGUGUGCCUUCGUUCGUAGUAGACUGUAAACAUUAUGGUGUGAAAACAAGUGUUGCUUUAGUUGUAGCACUACUAGAAUCGAUGGUAGUUACAUUACAGGUCACGUAGCCGUAGGUGCUGCAUUGGAUCAGUACUUUGCUCUAAUCCAGUCUCGUCAAGGAUGGAGCCACUUUCCUCGUGACCAGCAAAGGCAUCUACUUGGAGAAGAACCAGCUUCUUGGCGAUGCAAUCCAGGAAGCUCUGGGUCCAGAAAAAAGCAGACAAGUUGAGGUAUUCUUUGCUUCUGCAUCGAUGUAGGCAGUAAGUCGUAGUCAAGUGGCCGCUGUGCGAAAAGAAAAUUGACAUCUUCAUGGUGAAUUUUUAGAUAUGAAUGUAAGAACUACGACGGACUACGUGAACGUCGCAGCCACCCUGCUAUUCUCGUAAAGAAUAUAUAACACUAUCACGAUGUUGAAACUCCACCAGAUAGCAUUCCUUUCCGGUCCAAGCUUCGCUAAGGAAAUUCUGAUGGAUCAUCCAACGGCUGUGACUGUGGCUUGUACAGACCUAGAUAUCGCUCAGGGCGUUCAAGGACUCCUGAGCUCAAGGCAUUUUCGGAUAUUAAGAAGGGGUUCGACUUCGAUUAAUACAGUUAGAGAAGAAGAUACUUAGGCAUGAAGAUGAACUUCAAGUAGCCUCCUUACUUCAUCGAGUGGUGAAAGUAGAAGUAGUAUAAUGUAUGAAGAAGAACACACAGUACAGAUAGAACUAGAAGGAAGUAGAACUAGAAGUAGAAGUGAGUGAUGAUAGAAUAGUUGUAGUUCUUCCACCAUCCCGACGAUGAGGAUGACAUGAUGAAGAAUGGCCGCUUCUUUUAAUAUUUUACCCAACAACCUGCAUCGUUGGUGUACAGCUGGGUGGGGCGUUGAAGAACCCUCUAGCCAUAGCAGCUGGUGUGGCAGAGGGAAGUGGAUUUGGCAUGAAUACGAUAGCAGCGUUGGUCACAAGAGCAAGUAUUAUGAAGACAUUAUCGUAGUUAGAAGUAGGUCGAGGAAGAUAGUACAGGAAUAGUAGUACGUUGACUGCAUUGAUGUACAUUCUUGCAACAGAAGGGCAGAACAUGGCCAAGCAUGAUGUUGAGACGUCGUAGUUUAGCUUGCUUUAGAGAUGUUCUAUCGCUACCUCAAGUUGAGCAUGCUACUGCUACUGCUCGCUAGUGUGUCUGCGAUGGGGUAGCACCAUCCUCCUUCUCCUUCUAAGCCUUGAGAACUCCGAGAACUGGUAUCUGCGUUAGGAGGGGAUCCAAAUACUGUUGGAGGCCUCAGUGGAAUAGGCGACUUGAUGCUAACGUGCUUUGGAGCACUCAGUCGGAAUCGCACCUGUGGUAUACGUCUAGCCAAAGGAGAACCAUUGGACAAAAUACUGAGUUCUACCACUGUAGAAGGAGUGCCAACUGCAGCAGCCGCGAGGACAUUGAUUUUAUGAAGGAUCGAGCGGAAGAGGUGGAUGAGAUCACUCCAAGGUGAAUCGGCCCGGUAUUUGGUAGCCUGAACUUGAUCACAAGGAUUCUCUUUGAUGUGUUUUCUUUAUGAUCGAACUCAGGUUACCAGCAAAUAUCGAAAUACCAUACACAAGAAGAAGUUGCACUAGACCAAGUAGAUUCUGAGGACCUUCAUUUUCUUUCAGCACCAGGUCCAGGACUUGAAGAUUGUGCUCGUCGGACUUGAUGGCGCAUGUCGGACUGCGGCUUUGUUAUUUCACUUCCCACCUGAGAGCAAUUUGAGACUCAAAUGAUACAACUAAGUAGACAAAUAACUAGUAGGGGGAAAGUCAAAGUUUAGCAUUAGCUUUAGCCACUUUCAGAAUAAGAGUCCUCUUCCUUGUAAAUCUUCCACCUGCUCACGCGUCCCGCCACUCGCUUUCUUCAUACACAAAAGAGCACGACCUCGACCUGCCAAUCUUUCUCGGGAUUGCAAGGAUUCUGGCUGGAGAAAUCAGUGUAAGGGAAGCGCACAUGGAGAUGGUGAAUAGAACUUUGCCAGACAUGGAGUCUACGGGAAUGCUAGAACACGAGCAGGAAAGUUUCAAAAGGUAUAAGAAAGAUGAGAGGCCGUCGACGUGA